This is a messenger RNA of Malus domestica (apple), 1878 nucleotides long. The record is from RefSeq and is a predicted model, not a curated record. NCBI's taxonomy places the organism in Eukaryota, Viridiplantae, Streptophyta, Magnoliopsida, Rosales, Rosaceae.
ACAGUCUUCCACCGCUCUCCUCCUCCACCGCUUCAUUCCCGCUCGGUCCUUCCUGCUUCUGUGAUUCUCUCUCUAAAAGUCCUCUCUCUCCUCCUGCGCCAUACCCAAGCUUUUCUCUGUCGGUUUGCUUUCCUGAUUUCUGCUUUUCCCUUUUGCUCCCUGCGUGCAGUUCAGCAGCUGCACUGCUGUUUUUCCUCUCCUCCUCCUGAAUUCUUCCAACUUCAUUUCAUCAUAACUUUUUCAUACGGCAACGAAAUCGCGCAAGGUCGGAGCCUAUAGAUUCGUAUCAGAAUCCUCUUCCAUCUGAUAUGACACCCACACCUCAAAAUCAACUGUGGUCAAAGAUUGGAGCCUAGAACAGUGACGGUUUUUCGGCGGAGUUUUGCUGAUUCCGCCCAAGAGAGAAAGUUGAUCCUCUCCUGACGAUCCUUCUACCUAUACUUGACUUCGUUGAGUGAAUUGAAAUUAAAAGGUCGUAUGAAGAUCGUCUUUUUUUACCUUUUCUAUGCUUUAAAGUGAUACAGGCAGAAGGAAUCACCACCCAAUCAGUAAAAAAAAAAUGCAGAGCUUCAAAGCGGCGUCAACAAACCCAGAAUUCUACUCCCUCUCCUCCUAUUUCAGGAGAGACGACAGUGACCGGAACCAAACUCGUUUUACGGAUCUUGGAGAGCUUGAACAGUCUGCCACUGCCUUCCCUCACGAUGAUGCUGUUGUUUUAAGCCCAAGCUCCAUGUUCGGCUUAAAAGCAAACAAUGUUGGCGGUGUACCUGAUAGCUUGCACUACGGGACCUUGAACGUUGGCGGGUGUUUGGACAUAGGAUCAACUAUAACCGGAACAGGAGGAAGAGCGUGUGUGGACACAGGACAGCAGCAGCCAUACAUGUACCAGCAACAGAAAGGGACGACGACGUCUGGAAACGGACAAUUUGAGAAUUGGGGUGAUAAUUCAGCCAUGGCCGACAACAGCCAGCGGACUGACACUUAUACGGAUGUUGACAUCGAUGACAAAAACCAUCUUCAUGGAGUGCAGCAUGGCGCACUAAUGGUAGUGGAUUCCACAGAGCAGGCAAAGGAAAGAACUACUGGUGACCAAAAGACACUACGUAGGCUGGCCCAGAACGGAGAAGCAGCAAGGAAGAGUCGCCUAAGGAAGAAAGUAUACAUCUUUACUUUCCAUCAGCACGUAUUUGAAUGUCUUUUUUCUUUUUAAUUUCAUCGAGAGAGCUUCCCUAUACCUUUUUAGGCCGUGACAUCUUAGACUAAUUAUAUAACAUAAAUUGAGAGCGUUAAAACAUAUGGGAUCACGUUCUUCGUUUGGCGAAACACAUUGGCAUACCAGGGUGUAGGUCUGUAACCAGCGUCUAAAUCUUUUAGCUAUGUUGAGACAAAAUCUUGGUAUCAACCCUGAAGAUUCACUGGCAGGUCUAUAAAAAUUAGUGGUACGGUGACUGCCAGAAUUACUGGGUUUUUGAUUUUAUUAGAAUCGAUUUUUAAGUCGCCGGGUCUGUGUCAUUUUUGGUGAGUUUUGUGAUUUUCUUACUGGCUUUAGUUCCUUUUUUGGUUUGUUCUGUAUAUUUACAUGGAUUUUUUCUGUUCAUUUCUUUUUUUCUGGAUAUCGUUUAGAUUGAUACUGUGAAUGUGUCGUUGAGUUUUGUUUUUUAUUUCAGGAGGUGCGGCCUUCUUAAUAGUUUUUGACUUGAUAUUAACCUAAUUACAUAGAUUUAGUGACUCUUGCUGCCCUUCUUAAUUCUCAUUCUCCUCUUGUAUACAACGCAGUUGAUCUUUUGUGUUAUUUGAUACUUUUUUUUAACAUCAGUCUCUGAAAGGACAGGAUUUCUGCACUAAAGGAGAGUGAUUCUAAAAUUAGGGAGUUGUUAA